AUGAAGCAGCCCCUGCUCGACGCUGAGAAGGAAGGCUCGCUCGGAGCCGAGUUCCUCGACAUGGCUGGCACAGCCGUCCAGCUCUCCUCCACAAAGAUUGUCCGAAUUCUGCUCACCACCAUCGACGCAGCGUUCCUCGGUCACCUCGGUACGAAGCAGUUGGCAGCAGUGGCGCUCUCGGCGCAGCUGCAGGGCGUCCCGUCUGCCGCGAUCCAGUUCACCAUCCAGGCCGUGACGACGCUAGCCUCCCAGGCUCGCGGCGCUGGCAACCGUCCGCUUGUCGGCGAAUGGCUGCAGACUGCACUCAUCGUGGCGGUGGUCGGCUCCAUCCCGACGAUGCUGCUCUUCUACAAUGUCCAUCGCGUCGUCGCUAUCACGAUGGCGGAUAAGGAGGUGGUGGAGUACGCGCGGCUGUUCAGCGAGAUGAUGGCCUGGUCGCUGCUGCCUCAGUACCUCUACGUCGCCUUAACGUCUUGGUUCGCGACCAUCGGCGUCAUGAUGCCCGCGACCUUUGCCACCUGCGUGACGGUGGUGGCAAACGCCCUCUUCAACUGGUUCUUCAUCUACGGCUAUGGCUCAUUCGAGGGGCUGGGGUUCGUCGGCUCGCCGCUCGCCACCGUCGCCUCCUCUUACCUGCAGCUCCUCGUCUUCUGCGGCUACGCCGUUGUCAUCAAGGGCUACCACAAAGAGUACUGGGCCGGGUGGAGCCGGAAGGCCGCCAGCUCCAGCCGCAUUGUCACAUUCCUGGAGCUUGGAUUACCGACGGCCAUGUCCGCUCUCGUCGAUUGGGCGGCCGGCGCUCUGGCGGGCUCGUUCGCCGGCUUGGCUGGAGUGACGGUCGCUGCCGCCCAAAAUGUGCUGACUGGACUCUUCGCUCUCUCCUACUCCACUGUCUCGGGCUUCUCGACUGCUACUCAGAUUCGGCUCGCUCGCUACUUGGGCGAGGGGAAGCCGCAGGCCGCGAAACGCAUCCUCGCGAUUGGCUCAGCGACGAUGCUGAUCGGCGCCGUGCUCCUCUGCGCCGUCAUCGCGGUGUACCACGACAGCGUGUGGAAGAUUUGGACCUCGGAUCCGGAAUUGGUGGUGCUCUGCGACAAGGCCUUGUUUGCAUUCAUGGCUAGCGUCGUUAUGUGCUACGUGCGAUUCAUGCUGACCGUGGUCAGCGUCUCGCUCGGCCCGAAGGAGGCGCGCGUCAACCUGAUCGCGAACACUGUCGCCUCCUGGGGCAUCUACAUCCCGCUCGCCUAUCUCAUGCCGAUCUCAUGGGGCUGGGGCCUCUCCGGCUUCUGGUGGAGCGACUUUUAUGGCGAGGUGUUCAAGGUUGCAUGCCUUGGGUGGUGCGUGAUGAAUGUCGACUGGGAGCAGGCUGCUCGCGACGCGCAGGCCAAGGCUGCCGUGAGCAGAGGCGCGUCGCGGACUGAGUACAGCACUCUGAGCGACAUCGGCGCGCGAGCCAUGCCAAGUCUUCGAGCCAGCAAGGUGGCGUGA
Molecule: messenger RNA, 1488 nt
Organism: Emiliania huxleyi CCMP1516
Lineage: Eukaryota; Haptophyta; Isochrysidales; Noelaerhabdaceae
Exons: 1
Coding region: 1-1488 (495 amino acids)
Biological process (GO): transmembrane transport
Cellular component (GO): plasma membrane
Molecular function (GO): antiporter activity; xenobiotic transmembrane transporter activity
Source: RefSeq, a predicted model, not a curated record